AUGGCGUCGAACUACACGCUCCCUCCCCCGCCAGUACUAGAAAUCCACGACCAGCAAGCAGCCGAGAAAUGGAAAAAGUUCAAGCUCGCCUGGACGAACUAUUCUCUGGCCACUGGCCUGAGCGACAAGGCCGAGCCAGUUCAAGUGGCUACGCUAUUAACCGUCAUUGGUGAGGAGGCACGCGAGGUGUUUUCCACAUUCUCAGGUGAUACUGGUGUGAGAGAUCAUCCAUUCUUUGAGGAAGUGGACUGGCAGAAUCUUCUGAGAGAGAAAGCAGAGUUCUUCAUUCCCCAGCUCAAGGGAGAGGAGGACACCUCUUACUUUGACAGUCGAGAUGACCGCUAUACCCACGAGUUUGUCAGCGACGACGACGAAGAAGAUGGAGUUGACGCCAACAACGACCCUCUCCAGCAGUCGUUUGCCAACUUCAGCCAGGUGGCACCCCGGUUCUGCCAGAUGAUGGAGGAACUGCAGAGCUCUCUGUGUGAAGAGACAGACCCCAGCACACCCCAGCACACACCAGCACCAGCAGCUCCUGAAGAGUAA
Geodia barretti is the source of this 546-nucleotide messenger RNA. NCBI's taxonomy places the organism in Eukaryota, Metazoa, Porifera, Demospongiae, Tetractinellida, Geodiidae. The record is from the annotation of a GenBank genome assembly.